Didymosphaeria variabile is the source of this 1302-nucleotide messenger RNA. RefSeq lists its product as uncharacterized. The transcript has 5 exons. Gene Ontology annotation, biological process: transmembrane transport. Bases 1 to 1302 code for a protein of 433 amino acids. Gene Ontology annotation, molecular function: transmembrane transporter activity. The record is from RefSeq and is a predicted model, not a curated record. Lineage: Eukaryota; Fungi; Ascomycota; Dothideomycetes; Pleosporales; Didymosphaeriaceae.
AUGAUAGCCCCUGCAACCGUCGCGUUAGCCACGCAACUUGAAGUGCCGGUUAAGAAGAUCGCACAGCUCUCUGGCUACCAGCUUCUGAUGGUCGGUGCACUUGGUCCUAUCGUAUCCGUUCUAGCGGAGAAAUAUGGUAAACGGCCUCAAUUUCUCUUCGCCGGUCUCUUUGGUGCACUCGGCACUGGCAUUUGCAUCGGAGGGUUCGACCAAUCCAGCCUUUCCAAAUCAUACACCGUUCUCCUUGCAGGACGCAUGAUACAAGGCUUAGGCACAACAGCCUAUGAGUCGCUCACCGUAGCAGCAAUCGGCGACAUGUUCUUCUUGCACAAACGGGGUAUACGUACUUCCUUGCUUGUUCUGACGACAGCAUGCCUCGCUUCCUUUGUAGCCAUAUGCUCAGGACACAUAUUCGAGGUGCUUGGAGCGCGUAAUUUGUUUGUUAUUCUGCUACCAUUGCAACUUUUUGGGUUUAUCUGUUCGUUCCUGUUUAUUCCAGAAACUCAAUUCCGGCGGAAUGAGUCGAGGGGCGGUACCGUGACGGAGCACGAAGGACUUGCGGUUGAAGAAAAGCCCGAGGCGAGCACACAAUCUAUCACACAAGAGCCCGCAGCGACAGCACUUCCUACCGUUCCAAAACGUACCUUUAUUCAGGACCUGCGCUUGACGUCCGGCGUCUACAACCACGACAGCAUCUUCAAGCUCUUAGGCCGCAUCUUCUUUCAUUUGCUGAAUCCAGCUAUCGUAUGGAUUACGUUAGUGGCAGCCAUCUUGAUUUCCUUCUUCGUAGGCACAGCCUACACCCUCGCGCAAAUCUUCACCCCUCCACCAUACAACCUCACCGUCAGCCAGAAUGGGUACUUUUUCACGGGUGCACUGAUCGGUGGCAUCCUCGGCGUGAUAUCCGGGCCGUUAUGCGACUUCUCCGCCAAAACCCUCUCACGACGGAACAACGGCGUUUACGAAGCCGAAUUCCGCAUUCCAGUCAAUAUCCUUGCUGUGACUAUGCUCUCCAUCGGCUGGUUCACCUUCAUGUGGGCGCUGGAACAUCCCGCGAUGAGGGGCGGCGUGUAUCUCUGCUCGUUCUGCUAUGGCGCGGUGUGCUUUGGGACGAGUGUCGCGGGGACCGACGCCUUCCGCCCCUACGCUACCGAGAUCUUCAUCCUGCAGAUGAUGAUUAAGAACUUUCUUUUCUACGCUUUCUCGACGUUCAUCAAUGAGUUUGCGGCGGAGCAUGUCUUUGGGAAGGUGAAUCGUUCGUGGGUACAUCGCAUGUCUGGAAAGUAUUUGGGAGAUAAGUGA